ACAUUUCCCUCGACAAGCUUAAGUCUCUUCUCUGGCAAGGUCCACUAGGACUACCUCGGUCUUCUACCCGAGUCUUCUCAUCGAUACUAUUUCUGCUGACUCAAAUCAAGCAAGAUCUAUCUAUCUACCACGUGACACAUGACCACCAUCGCACCCACGACCCAAAUCUUCAACGACGACAUCGACGCCACCGGUGUGGCGCAGCAGCGUCCUCGUGGAGAACGUUUCCACGCUGGCAUGACUGCCGUCGCGACCGCACCAACCGCGGAAACAGCCGACUCGACAGGCAAGCAUCUGCGCAAGAUGUUGUGCCACUCGAUCCACGAUGCCUUGCCGGUGUUGGAGUUCUUUGUCGUCGCAGCGUCCACCCGAGGCAUCGCAUGCAUAUAUAUCCUUGCAGCAGGCUUGAUCAUGGCCCUCGACCGUUGCUUCCGCGGCUUCGUCGAAACAAGCACGAUAUCACGCGUGUGUAUCGCGCUCUUCUGUGCAAGGACAUCGUUCGACAUCGCCGCCUACAACGGCGACGCCACACCACUGCACACACUUUUCAACCCCAUCCAGGACUCGAGUAACUUGGCCGACAUCAUCUGGGCCGUCAUGGUCAAAGGCGUCAUGCUUCGUCUUGCCAGCCUCAGCAUGGAGGCCUUUGCUGGGCUCGUCCUGGAGUGGUUGCCCGUGCACGACACCGUCACGGGGGCGUCCAUUCGACGCAUCCCUCCACCACCCCCACGUAAGCCCGUUCCCCCUAGACACCGUUGUCACCUCUUGUCCUCGGUAGUCGGUCCAGCUCCUCAAAUCACCAAUGCAAGUGUGGUCCGCACAUUCGUAGGAAUGCGUCGUCGUGUUGAACUCCACUUGGCCUCAUC
Molecule: messenger RNA, 866 nt
Organism: Aphanomyces astaci
Lineage: Eukaryota; Oomycota; Saprolegniomycetes; Saprolegniales; Verrucalvaceae
Exons: 4
Source: RefSeq, a predicted model, not a curated record